UGUUUGGGUCAUUUUGUGUUUUGUUAAUUAUGCAAGAAAAAGUUUAAUGCUUAAUUUGAAAAUAUAUAAAUAUUGGAAACAGAUAAAUGUAAAGUUUUAAUAUGCACCGCAUUUGGUCAGCAAUGUGGACAAGUGCCCAAAGUGUACAAUUAUUGCUAACUAAAAGUGCACAAAGCUUCGAAUUUUCCCGAAAAUAUUUUUCUUUUAAGAAACCGAUUUCAGAGAAUUAUCAAAAAGCUAAUAAUUUGCACGCCCGACUAAAUGCCUCUUUUAACCCUAUAAUCCGUUAUCAGUCGACAACUAUAAAUGAAGCACUCAAAAAAAAGAAGAAACGUGCUGUAAAGCCGCGAUAUUCUAAAUAUGUAGAGCUGCUUGAAGUCACUGAUAUAUCAGCCAAUGAACGAAAAUCACGUGUCAAGAGAUUGAAAGCGAAAAAAUUACAGGAAUUUAUUGCGAAAACGCAAGCCCAAAUUAUUGAGAAACGUGCAAGAGAAGAAAAACAACUAAGAAAUAAGAUACCACAAAGUGUAACUCCAACUGUUAACGCCAGAUUGAAAUCAGAUGAACUAAUAUUAAAAGAAUUUGACGUAAAUGAAAUAGACCGUUCAAUUUUGGAAUCAGGAAUCUAUGACGACAAACCAUUAAUAUUCUUUGGAAAAGAAGAACACACUAAACAUAUAAUAACUAAUCCUGAUGACAUUAAUAACAUAAUCAAAAGUUUCAAUAACUAUCGGGAGAUAUUAGAAAGUGUGGGAAAUGAAUGUCCAGAUGCUUGCGAAACCCAAAUUGAUACAUUUAGUUGCUCAGUACCAAAAGUCCACGACGCGGAAGAGUUAUUGGAUACUUUAGAAUCGGAUGAGCCUUAUAUUUCUUCGGAAAGUAUCGAAAAAAAUACCUUAAAAGUUCAAAAUAAUCAAAAAACAGAAAAUGCUGCCGUUGCGAAAGCUAAACCAAGCAGAUUCAAAUCCAAAAUACAUAAUAGUGAGGAACAAGAACGCUUGUCAAAAGAAAAAGCACUUCGUGUUAAUUUGGAAUCAUAUGUUAAGGUCUGUGUGUCUGCAGGAAUGGUUCAUCGUGGAAUCUCCACCUUAUUGGCGUAUAGGCAGAGAGCAAAGAAAAAAUCCGAAAAUCAAACACUGAUAACAAUUGAUUUUUACAAUAUUCUGCUACAUGGCCUAGCAGAAAAAGGUUCCUUUGAACGGUUCAAUGAUAUAUUCAAUUUAAUCGAAGAAGAUAAGUUGUCAUUUAAUGAGCAAACAUUUGCUGCUAUAUUCGAAUGUCUGGGACGAGUGGAAACAAGUGAAGAAAAUAUCCAGCAAAUCAAAAAAUAUAAAGAAAUGGCACAAGAUAUUGGAAUAACAUUAAAUCAAAUAAUGGAUCGUUCAGUGUUUACCGCUGAUCAAAGAGAUAUUGCAUUAGACGCUAUACGACGAAUUGAACCUGAUUUCACUCCGAUAUAUACACCACCCGUAAUAAAUUAUAAUAACAAUCUUCUAAAUGACUUAAACGAAUCCAUAUUGCCAAUGGAUGACAUUUCAUCAAACAAAGUAUCAUCUAAAACAAUCAGAAAUGUAAUGCAACAUAAACGUGCUUAUAGUAAAGCUGAACUGGAGAAAAUGGCACGUGAACAGCUUAAAAUUGAGUUAGAUGGUUCCAUAACAAUCAAGUCAAUUGAAAGUACAAGCGAAUUUUCAAAUGCUGAAUUUUGUCGAGGAAAACUUAAAGAGCUGGAAGAACAAUGGCGUACUCAAAUAAAUAAUGCGCUAAUCCGGGACUUAAAUACUCUACGAGCUCAAAUUCGUUACAAACCAAAUGGCUUUAUGAACUACUACACUUAUCUAAAGGUGUUGGAUCCAUCUAUUUAUACGGAUAUUUUAUUAAAAGAAAUUUAUAAGUUGGCCGAAGGGUCAGAAACUUUUAGCCCAACAGUGGGACAACUUUAUAAAGAACUAGGCCAGAAGGUACAACAGAGAUAUCAAGUUGAGAUGAAAAAGAAAAAUGGCACGUUAGAUAAAAUUGGAGAAAUAUAUAAUGGUUACUGUGAUUUCUGGGAUGAAGUGAAUACCAGUGAUAAUCCUCGGCAAAUAUGGCAAAGAUUAGUGCACGAACAUCGAACUAGUGGUCCAAGCAUGGACAUAAAAUAUGGGAGUUGGCCCCCGAAUGUUCUUUCUGGAGUCGGCCGUUUUCUCCAUAAUAUUUUGAUGCGUGAUAUAAAAAUAGAUGUGCAUAUUUUGCGUAAAAAAUGUAGUAGUAAACAACAUAAUGUCUUACCCGCAUUUUACACACUUUUCCGCAACCAAGGACGCUUAGUCAAAGAAGAGGUUAAACCUCAUCCAGUGUUGGCAAGAUUAUUGCGAACGUCUCGUCAGCAAACAUUAGUAUUUGAUUCAAGUCUAGUACCCAUGAUUUGUCCUCCACAGCCUUGGAGUACGCCCAACAACGGAGGGUAUUUACUCAAUAAAUCGGAUUUGAUACGUUUGCCACAUCAGGCCGUCCAACAAUGGGAACGUAUAAAUUCAACUAGCCCGCAGCAGUUAUAUCCAGCUCUAGAUUCUUUAAAUCAGCUGUCGAGUGUGGCUUGGCGUGUAAAUACUGAUAUUCUAGACGUUAUCAUAAAUGUAUUCCAAAACGGUGGCGAUGACAAACUAGAUGUACCUAAACCGCCGAGUUCAUUACCACCUCUACCCUCGAUUCAUGAGGAAACACCCGCCUUAACAAGUGCUGAGCGCUCGAAACGCUUUAAGGACAAAUUAGCGCAUCGUCGAAAACAGGCAGAGAUGUACAGUUUAUGGUGUGAUACUUUAUAUCGCCUUUCGCUGGCAAAUCAUUAUCGUGAUCGAGUAUUUUGGUUACCACAUAAUAUGGACUUUCGUGGUCGUGUUUACCCAAUACCACCACAUCUAAACCAUUUGGGGUCAGAUUUGGCGCGUUCUAUGCUUGUCUUUGAUCAAAUGAAACCGCUCGGACCAGACGGCUUUAGUUGGCUCAAACUUCAUUGCAUUAACUUGACAGGCUUGAAAAAACGCGACUCGGUGCGAGAGCGAUUAUUGUAUGCCGAAGAAAUUAUGGGUGAAAUUCUUGAUUCGGCUGAUAACCCAUUGACGGGCAAUAUGUGGUGGACACAAUCUGAUGAGCCGUGGCAAACGUUAGCAUGUUGCAUGGAAAUAGCCAAAGUAUAUAGGUCAAAUAAUCCUGAAGGUUUCCUUAGUCGAUUUCCCAUUCACCAAGAUGGAUCUUGCAAUGGCCUCCAACAUUAUGCUGCUCUUGGACGUGACGAAGUUGGAGCUAAAAGUGUUAAUUUAUCUCCGUCACCUUUGCCACAAGAUGUAUACAGCGCUGUUGCUGCACUAGUAGAGAAAGCUAGAAAAUCAGAUGCAUCUAAUGGCAUUCAAGUAGCUCAGGCAUUGGAAAGUUUCGUACGUCGAAAGGUUAUUAAACAAACUGUGAUGACUACUGUCUAUGGAGUCACUCGUUAUGGUGCACGCUUGCAAAUAGCAAGACAGUUAAAAGAUAUUGAAAGUUUUCCCAAAGAAUGGGUAUGGCCUGCUUCUACCUAUUUGACGGCGAAGACAUUUGAAAGUUUGCGAGAAAUGUUUACGUCAACACGAGAAAUACAAGAUUGGUUCACCGAAUGUGCUCGAUUAAUAUCGGGCGUUUGUGGACAAAAUGUAGAGUGGGUAACACCACUUGGCCUCCCAGUUGUACAGCCUUAUACGCGACAGGAAGCCAAACAUACGAUGCGCACAAGCACACGUGUAUCUGAAACUAUGGCUAUGGAUAUGUAUGAGAAACCGAAUGUUAUGAAACAGAAAAACGCAUUUCCACCAAACUUUAUACACUCGCUAGACUCGUCACAUAUGAUGCUUACGUCAUUAUAUUGCGAGCACAAGGGCCUUACGUUUAUUUCUGUGCACGACUGUUAUUGGACUCAUGCGUGCACCGUACCCGAUAUGAAUAAGAUUUGUAGAGAACAGUUUGUUUCUUUGCACUCGCAACCUAUACUGGAAAAUUUGUCAGCAUUUAUGAAAUCUAAAUACAGUUUUAGGGAAUCGGACAUGCUCAAUGAUGGUUCCGCUGAUGAUCUUUCAAAACGCAGACUGAAUCGAACCUUAGCAGAGAUGCCGAAGAAGGGUGAUUUUGAUCUGCGAAAUGUUUUGGAAUCUGUAUAUUUUUUCAGUUAGUCUCACCUAUAUUAUGUAGUAUUUAAAUAUGGCCUAAUUCGAGAAAUCUGAUUGUUAUUUAUAUUAAUAUUUUUAAUAUAUAGUGAAAAGCGUGAAAGAU
Molecule: messenger RNA, 4281 nt
Organism: Ceratitis capitata (Mediterranean fruit fly)
Lineage: Eukaryota; Metazoa; Arthropoda; Insecta; Diptera; Tephritidae
Gene: mtRNApol
Product: DNA-directed RNA polymerase, mitochondrial
Exons: 14
Coding region: 102-4181 (1359 amino acids)
Biological process (GO): mitochondrial transcription
Cellular component (GO): mitochondrial DNA-directed RNA polymerase complex
Molecular function (GO): protein binding; mitochondrial promoter sequence-specific DNA binding; DNA-directed RNA polymerase activity
Source: RefSeq, a predicted model, not a curated record